AUGAAGUGGAUCGUGUCUCCUCUCGUUUUCGCUGCUGCUGCCAAUGCGCAUGCCAUCUUCCAAAAAGUGUUUGUCAAUGGUGCCGACCAAGGUCUUCUCGUUGGCCUUCGCGCACCAAGCACCAACAAUCCCAUCUCGACAGUGACCGAUGCCAACUUUGCUUGUGACACUCCCGGAUCCACUUCGAGCACCAUCAUCAACGUCAAGGCGGGCGACACCAUUGGCUCGUACUGGCAACAUAUCAUUGGAGGCCCACAGGGUACCAAUGACCCAGAUAACCCAAUUGCUCCUUCGCAUAAGGGUCCUAUCCAGGCGUAUCUCGCCAAAGUGGACAACGCCGCCACGGCGUCGAGCACUGGCCAGAAGUGGUUCAAGGUCGCGAGCGAGGGUCUCAGCGGCGGUAAAUGGGCUGUUGAUACUAUGAUUGCCAACGGUGGCUUGUGGAGCUUUCAACUCCCGCAGUGCAUUGCCCCAGGCAACUACCUCCUCCGCGUCGAGCUUUUGGCUCUUCACAACGCGUACAGCCAGAAUGGCGAGCAGUUCUACAUGUCCUGCGCACAGAUCAACGUCACGUCUGGUGGAAGCUUCAGCCCUUCGACCACCGUCUCGUUCCCGGGCUCAUACUCUGCUACGGACCCCGGUAUCUUGAUCAACAUUUACGACAGCUCCGGACAGCCGACCAACGGUGGUAAGACGUACGUUCCUCCGGGUCCGGCCGUCAUCACUUGCGAUGGAAGCAACUCGAACCCUACGACUGUUUCGUCGAGCUCGAGUACUCGUGCUUCUAGCUCUUCUUCGUCCACGCGAACGUCGAGCACCUCUACCCGCGCCUCGACGACGAGUUCGGCCAACGGGUCGGGACAGACUCUCUACGGACAGUGUGGAGGACAAGGCUGGACCGGGCCCACGACAUGUGCCUCUGGAACCUGCAAGGCUUCGAACCAAUGGUACAGCCAGUGCCUGCCUUAA
Molecule: messenger RNA, 969 nt
Organism: Serendipita indica DSM 11827
Lineage: Eukaryota; Fungi; Basidiomycota; Agaricomycetes; Sebacinales; Serendipitaceae
Source: the annotation of a GenBank genome assembly